This is a messenger RNA of Fomitiporia mediterranea MF3/22, 672 nucleotides long. RefSeq lists its product as uncharacterized. The transcript is spliced from 9 exons. The record is from RefSeq and is a predicted model, not a curated record. Bases 1 to 672 code for a protein of 223 amino acids. NCBI's taxonomy places the organism in Eukaryota, Fungi, Basidiomycota, Agaricomycetes, Hymenochaetales, Hymenochaetaceae.
AUGCCAUCUCCUCUAGAUUGUGUUCAAAAUCUGAAUUGCUCUGACACUCUGUCUAUUGCCAAGCACAUUGACACAAUAACCAUAUCUGCAUUUAACAUUGCAAGGUAUCAUGCAAUAGCAAUUUUCGCCAUAGUGUUCUAUGACAUUAUUAUUACACUAGACCAGGAGAAUAGAUACAUUGGAGUAAUUGGAGCAGUUGCAAAUGUAAUAACUAAAACUAGAUUUUCUCACUAUAGCUUUAAUAUCUUACUUCUCAGAGUUGUAGCUCUCUAUUAUAAUAAUAGAAGGCUGGAAACUGUUCUCAAAGUAAACUUUGCUGUAUCAAUGAUUGCUGGUCUUGGACUUCUAGUCUAUUACUAUGUACCCAUGAAUAACACAUAUGGGCUGUUCACUAACAGUAUUACAAUGUGCACCACUCAAGGAAGCUUUCAUAAACAAUUUGUGCAAGUGAUUCUACACAUCGUUCUAUUUUGUGUCGCGAACAUUAUCUCCUUGUCAGCCUCUGGAUUGAAUCCUGCAAUUGCACUCCUUAUCAACUUCAUGGGUAGCCAAAGUGCACUGAGCAUUGUUGGAAAUCGACUUCUGAUCAAUCUCAGAGAGGCUGUGGAGAAAAGUGCAAACGGGUGGAUAACUGACGGUAUUGGGACAAUCAGUGAGAUGCAGUUUUCGUAG